Lithohypha guttulata is the source of this 1872-nucleotide messenger RNA. It is a transcript of the gene SAS10, whose product is annotated as something about silencing protein 10. Gene Ontology annotation, biological process: maturation of SSU-rRNA from tricistronic rRNA transcript (SSU-rRNA, 5.8S rRNA, LSU-rRNA). The coding region runs from base 1 to 1872 and encodes 623 amino acids. The transcript is spliced from 2 exons. NCBI's taxonomy places the organism in Eukaryota, Fungi, Ascomycota, Eurotiomycetes, Chaetothyriales, Trichomeriaceae. The record is from RefSeq and is a predicted model, not a curated record. Gene Ontology annotation, cellular component: small-subunit processome; nucleolus.
AUGGCGAAGAAGCGCAAAGCACCCAGGACCUUUGAGCAGUCUCAGCCGGUAAAGUCUGCCAAAUAUGACGUUGAAGAGACAUUUGAUGACUUGGAGGACGAAUUCUAUGCUGGACGGGACAAGAUUUUACUUGAUGACGAUGCGAACAAAAGGAGAAGACAACGUGUUUUGGAUCAGGAGAAAGACUUGCAACCUUCUGACGAGGAGGUGCUAGCAUACCAAGACGACUCUGACGAUUUCGAGGACGAGGAUGAAGACAUCUACGACGAUGAGGUUGAGACCGACCAAUCUCGAUUGAAGAACGGAUCUAGGCAGCAGGCUCGUGGCCAGGACGAGGGCGAAGAGUUAUCAGAUGAGGAGCACUGGGGUACUAACCGGGCAGAUUAUUACGGCGACGAUGUAAUUGAGACCGCGGAGCAGGCCAAAGAAGAAGAAAAUGAGGCAAAACGCCUGCAUCAGAAGCAGCUCAAGAACAUGACUGAGGCUGACUUCGGCUUUGAUGAGAAUGAGUGGAUAGAAGAGAAGAAACCUGGCAAGCAGGGCCGUGCUGUUACUGAAAAACUGCCUGAUGCUCAAAUUCCGCAAGGCGCCACUGAAGAUCAGAAGUUACAGAUCCUUUCAGCCAGAUACCCGGAGUUUGUACCUCUAGCAGAAGAUUUCUUGCAUUUAUCGAAGACCAAACAAGAGCUUGACGAACAGAGCAAGAGCGUAGUGCAAGGAAUCAGCCACGGAGCGAGACUGAGCGAUGGAUUGCCAAUCAGUCUGAAACUCGAUGCUUUGAGCACUUACUUGGCCACAAUCUCCAUGUAUUUUGCCAUCGUAACAAGCGCAACCAGCAAAGACACAGCAUCAUCCGGCAAGAUUACAGCCAUGGCUCCUCUAGAUUUGCACGAACAUCCCAUUAUACAGAGUCUGGCUCGAGCUCGGCAGCUAUGGAACCAGGUCGAACCACUGCAAGUUCAGCAAGUCUUGACAGUUCCGCAACAGCUCGCCACACCCGAGUCAGAAGAGUAUCCUGACGAUCUUGCUGCAUAUCCUAGCUCUCAGGCGAAAUUACCCUCGGGCACAAAGCUACGUAAAGAGCCUGCACAAAAGUCCGAAAAGCGCAAGCCGAAGGCUGAAUCGAAAAAAGUCAAGGACGAGCUUGUAUCAACAUCCACCAAGAAGAAGCAGAAAAAAUCAAGAGACAAAGACAAACCCAAACUUCUCGACUUGAAUACCCUCAUCGAUGAAGCUCAAGACUACGACGAAGAAUCAGACUUUGGCGACGAGCAACCGCUUACAGAAGAGCAAUUUGCCGAAAAGGCACGCAAGCGGAAGUCACUCCGCUUCUACACAUCGCAGCUUGCCUCCAAGGCCAACAAGCGUGGUAAUGCAUCUCGUAUAGCAGGUGGAGACGAUGAUUUACCUUACAAGGAAAGGCAGAAGGAUAAGCAGGAGCGACUAAUUCGAGAGGCCGAAAAUCGAGGUCGUGGCGCUGCUGAUCAUUUCGACGACGGCGAUAAUGAUUACGACGAUAUGCCAGCUAACCGGGAUGCAAACGACGAGUAUUACGAUACACUCUUGAACGCUAAACAGAAGAAGCAGUCGGACAAGAAAGCUCGUGCAGAAGCAUAUGCUCAGGCUGCGAAGGACGGCGCAACUGUUUACGAAGAAGAGACGGUCGGUGCAGAUGCGAAGAACAAAGGUCUUGCUCCCAAGCGCAAGAAGGAAGUGCGCAACCCACGUGUCAAGAAGCGAAUGAAGUUUGAUGAGAAGAUGAAGAAGCUUGGAUCGAUACGGCAGGUGUAUAAAGGUGGUGAAGGACGUGGCGGAUAUGGAGGGGAAUUGACUGGCAUCAAGACGAAUGUCGUCAAAAGUGUCAAGCUAUAG